Messenger RNA from Durio zibethinus, 1429 nucleotides. Its product is annotated as histone acetyltransferase MCC1-like. Gene Ontology annotation, molecular function: protein-N-terminal amino-acid acetyltransferase activity; histone acetyltransferase activity. Gene Ontology annotation, biological process: N-terminal peptidyl-methionine acetylation. Gene Ontology annotation, cellular component: Golgi membrane. Lineage: Eukaryota; Viridiplantae; Streptophyta; Magnoliopsida; Malvales; Malvaceae. The record is from RefSeq and is a predicted model, not a curated record.
UCUAAACUUUUUUUUUAUGCCGAAGAUAGGGAUACCUUUCACGUGGAGUUUCUAUAGCUUAAAAAUCUAAUUGAAGAAUCUAGUCAUUUACUUCUAUUUUAUCUCAUUGUUUCAUUUAUUUGAUUUUCAAACUUUUUAAACAGGACUCUAAUUCAUCAACAAUCAUCAACAACACUCAAAAAAACCAAUUAUCAAGAAGACAAAAUCCCCGGGUUCGGUCUCCGGUCGCAUGUUUCUCAGUCGUUUCCCUUUGCCCCAUUUCAGUGGUCAACAAAUAAAAUAAAAAGACAAAAAGCCUUCUGUUUAACCCUUUGAAUUCCCACGAUCCUUUUCCAGUUCUUCACGCUGUGAUCUUUGUUCUAGCCUGAGAUUCUCCGGUUUUCAUGGAGUGCUGCAUGGCGAUUGCAGCUGAUGCUGCAUAAAUGGAAGGAGGAAUUUUUUUACAAUUUCUCAAUAUUUAUCCCAUCUUUCUUGGGGAUUAAUGAUACAAUCCUCGAUGGUGAACCCCAAAAUCUCGCAUCGUCCUACCAUCUGCUACAGGCCCAUCCAACCAUCUGAUUUAGAGAUUUUAGAGCAAAUCCACAGUGACUUAUUUCCUGUCAGGUACGAGUCUGAGUUUUUCCAAAAUGUUGUGAAUGGACGUGAUAUUGUGUCGUGGGCAGCUGUUGAUCGCAGUCGACCCAAUGGUAAAAGUGAUGAGCCUAUUGGAUUUGUUACUGCAAGAAUUGUACUGGCAAAGGAUAGUGAGAUAGCGGAUUUGCUCAGCUAUGACUCAACAAAGGUGGAUCAAACAUUAGUAUAUAUUCUGACACUGGGAGUAGUAGAAGCUUACAGAAAUCUUGGCAUAGCUACAGCACUUAUCCAUGAGGUUAUUAAAUAUGCAUCGAGCAUCCCAGUAUGCCGUGCAGUUUACUUGCAUGUGAUUUCAUACAAUAAUCCAGCCAUUCAUUUAUACAAGAAGAUGUCAUUCAAGUGUGUGCGGAGGUUGCAGGGGUUUUACUUCAUCAAUGGUCAGCAUUAUGAUUCAUAUUUGUUCGUUUUCUACUUAAAUGGCGGUCGUUCUCCUUGCUCACCAUUAGAGUUCGUCACAUUUGUUGUGAAUUGCAUGAAGACUGGUCUGAAGUCUGUGGCUGCAAAGCUGAUAAAGAACGAAGACAAGGGGGUGAGACUGCCUAAACAUAAAGAAACUAGACGUCUCAUAUCGACACAAAAUAAGAGAAUGAUUAAAACUGAGAGUUCUGGAGGUGAGUAUGUUUAAUAAGUAUAGUAGCUGUGGUUGAAAUCUUCCAAGUGAAAAAAAAAAAAAAAAUUCAAUGACUGUUCCCUAAAACUAAAGGAAAUAAGAAAGAAAGAGAAAAUUGUUACCUUGUAAUAGCUUUUGUAUUGGUAAAUAAAUGGUUAUUCUAAUGUGCUUUUUAUUGAAUUUCUC